AUGGCAGUGACAACUUCAGCCGAUCGAUCCCAGCUACUUCCAGAGGACCCCAAGAUGACAGAGACGAUUUCAGCUGAUCAAUCCCAAUCACUUCCAGGAACCCUGCUGGAAGAGUCUUCCAUGGUCAAGCAACUCGGGCUUUCCAAAGCAAUCCUAGAUCGCUAUCAUCAGAGCAUGCAAGAUGUUAUCAAUGACUUACAUGCUGAGUUUGAUCGGGAAAAGCAUCGACUACAGGAGGAAGUCGAAGCUACAAAGCAAAUCACAGCCCGGCUGACCGACGAAUUGCGAGAGUCAACUGAGACCUGCCAGCAUCACGCUACGGAGAAUCAACAAUUGCGCGCCAGAAUUCAGGCUCUAUCAGAUCGACUGGAGUCGUCGACAAAGACCAACCAGCGCCUAGCCCCGGAGAUUGAGCAGUUGCGGACCAAGAACUUCUCUCUGGUCAAUACGCUGAGUGCGUCGACCAAAAGCUGUCAACAUCAAGCCAAGGAGAAUCAGCGACUGCGCGACGAAAAUCAGUCUCUACUAGAACUGAAGGAUUUGGCGACCAAAACCGUCGAUAGUCUUGGAGAUGAACUUGAGGAAUUGGACGACAAAAAUGUUUCUCUGCAGGAGGAGCUCGAUUCAUUGACCGACACUUGCCAUGCCAAAGAUGCCGAGAUACAGCGAUUGCUGACCAAAGUCCAGACUCUGCAAGAUGAGCUAGAAUCUCAGGGCGACAAUAGCAGUCUAGAUCCAACUCCAGGCCGAGAUCAUGGCGGACUCAACAACAGUGUUGGGCAAUUCUUCGGAACCGCAAACAGCACUCCGAUCUUCCAGGAAAAGAACUGUUCGAACUGCGAGUCCGGAUACGGCACUGACGAGGACGAUCAGAGGGGCGUCAUCCUUCCUUGCGGACAUGUCUUCCACUGGCCAUGUAUAUGCUGCUCCAUGAAGCAAUCGAUGCAAUGUCCAAUCUGUCGACAGGAGAUGGCCUGGUCGCUCAACAUGUUGCCGGAGGUGUUCGUUUUGGAGCAGGACGCAGGCACUGCAGCCACCUCCAUAGGUGUUCGAGAUGGAAACGUUAUCAGCUCGGGCGGAUACAGCACCGGAUCUGGUCAUCAGUUCCUAUUUCGUCUGCUGGAACCUCAGAAGCACAAGCCAAACACGUCGAGAAAAGCAUCUUCGACAGUACACUGA
Molecule: messenger RNA, 1179 nt
Organism: Cyphellophora attinorum
Lineage: Eukaryota; Fungi; Ascomycota; Eurotiomycetes; Chaetothyriales; Cyphellophoraceae
Exons: 1
Coding region: 1-1179 (392 amino acids)
Cellular component (GO): cytoskeleton
Source: RefSeq, a predicted model, not a curated record